AUGAGCCGCAAGCAGAAGGCACUCGUCCAGGAGGAGGCGCUGCGAAAGCAGAGGGAAGCCGCAAUGCUGCCCAAAGAGCCACCCCGCCUGCCAUCUCAUUCACCUCUUCCCCAGAUCGCGAGUUUCGGGGGAGAUAACCGUCCCGAUUCUGUUGCCAUUGUCUCCAACAAAGUCAGUAACUUCAGUCCGAACUUCAGCAGGCCGUCAGUCGAGCAGCACAGAAUGGCGCCUAUCACCAACCUCGCUGUACUCCCACCUGUGCCUGGUAGCUCGCACUCCUUCAUAGAGACCGACCCCUAUGCCAGGACAGAGAGCAUGACCAACCGUGGCCGCUACAGCUAUGCCAGCAGCCAGAUCAGCGCCGUCAACAGCCCUCGCCGUGUGCGGAAGAAGAAGCAGCCUACACCUUUCAACAUCCUCGUACUAGGCACCAAGGGCUGCGGCAAGUCAUCGUUCAUCGAGUUCCUUCGCACUGCGCUUGCGCUGCCCGCCAGGAAGCGCCCUCACACCCCAUCUCCACCACCCAGCGCAGUCGCCGAAGACUCACCCUUCACCUCGCAAUACCUGGAGACAGAAGUAGACGGCGAGAGAGUUGGCAUCACUCUCUGGGACUCCGAAGGACUCGAGAAGAACAUCGUCGACUUCCAAUUGCCCAUCGUCACUUCUUUCCUCGAGUCCAAGUUCGAGGACACUUUCGGUGAAGAACAAAAGGUCAUUCGUGCGCCAGGCGCCAGCGACACCCACAUUCACUGCGUCUUUCUCAUUCUGGAUCCUACGCGCCUCGACGCCAACAUCGCGGAGGCCCGCAAGAAGUCGAAUGUCAUCAAUGUCGGCAGUGCCAUCUUUGGCGGGCUGGACGAGAACCUGGAUCUCAACGUACUUCGCGAGCUGCAAACCAGGACAGUUGUCGUACCUGUUAUCAGUAAGGCGGAUACCAUCACCGGCGCGCAUAUGCGUCAUUUGAAAAAGAUGGUCUGGGAUACUAUAAAGCGUGCAAAGUUGGACCCCCUGGAAGCCCUGAACCUUGACGAUCUCGAGGAUGACGAUACUGACCGACUGGAUGAGCGGGAUGAGGACGAAUACGCACAGUCAUCAGACAACGAAGGCAAGGCUGGUGUUCUGAAUAAGAUUCUUGGACGUUCAUCUUCCGAGGCGGCUCGUUCCAUUGCCUCUUCGCGCUCGUCUUCCGCCUCGCAGUCUCCCUCAACGUCUCCGCCCAGCGCUCGAAAGAACCACAGCCGCAAGCCGUCAGCGAUGUCUGCGUCGAUACAGAAGGAGGACGCCGAGACACCAUUUCUCCCAUUGAGCAUCAUCUCGCCCGACCCGUAUGAACCUGACGUUGGCGGCCGUAAAUUCCCAUGGGGCUUUGCGGAUCCUUACAACCCUGAGCAUUGUGAUUUCGUCAGGCUCAGGGAGAGCGUAUUCAGCGAAUGGCGAGCAGAGCUCCGUGAAGCAAGUCGAGAACAAUGGUACGAGGGCUGGCGGACAAGCCGACUGCAGAAGGGCAACAACCCUAGAAGACGUAUCGCGACGUCCGACGGGCCUACAGCGCAGCAAUUUUCUGUCCCUGGCUCAACCGGUCGUGCGUCGACCGCUGGUAGCCAGCAGUACCGUCCCUACCACAGCGAGAACAUUUGA
Macroventuria anomochaeta is the source of this 1638-nucleotide messenger RNA. Its product is annotated as septin. Gene Ontology annotation, molecular function: GTPase activity; molecular adaptor activity; GTP binding. Lineage: Eukaryota; Fungi; Ascomycota; Dothideomycetes; Pleosporales; Didymellaceae. Gene Ontology annotation, biological process: cytoskeleton-dependent cytokinesis. The transcript is spliced from 2 exons. Gene Ontology annotation, cellular component: septin ring; cell division site; microtubule cytoskeleton. The coding region runs from base 1 to 1638 and encodes 545 amino acids. The record is from RefSeq and is a predicted model, not a curated record.